GUUUUAGAAUUGUCUGUUGGGUCUGCUAGUGCCCAGGAUCUGGGCAUUGAUAAAAUGGUUAACAAAUUCUUCAUGGAACUAACAAAGAGUGUAUCCAAGCUACCAGCAUCAGUGAAGGAGAGCAUUUAUGUGAUUUUGGGACUUCUAGCUGAGAUAUACCCAGAACACAUGACUGAGUAUGCCAGUAAACUAACAGACAUAUAUCUUAGAGCCCUUAAAGCAGAGAUGACUAGUAAAACAAAGAAGCCCGAGUUGGCAGUGAUCAGUGGUUGUCUGGAGGGUCUGGCCAGCUGCCUUGUCAAUUUCACAGUGGACGAAGACUCUUCAAAUAGUUAUGAAAUAUUCAAAUAUGCUCGAAUGGCCAUAGAUCCUGAUAUAAACUAUACUCGCUAUGAUGUCCCUAGAGCCGGACUUAAACUGUUCGAGAGACAUUCUGCCCAGUUUAGAUCCCAUUUGGCAGAGGAUUAUCAGGGUAUGUAUAACAAACUAAAAAGCUGGAGUAAGCACAACAAUAGAGAUCUGCUUCAUCUGGGGACUGCAGCCAUGGAGGCCUUUUUAAAUCAGAUAUCAGAAGUUCUAGUAACCAAAGCCAAAGAAGGAAAGAGGGAAGGGGCUGUGUUUAAGUUUUUUGUGACAAAGUUUCGAGAAAUUAUGAAUGACAGUUCCGCAAGUUCUAAAGAGCUGUCCUUAGCUAUCAGAGGAUAUGGCUUGCUGGCAGCACCAUGCAGAGAGUUCCUGGAGCAGACUGAUGUCCAGUUUAUGUUCAGUGAGAUGAUGACUAAGAGUGAACAACUGUAUCUGAGCUCAGAGAAAGCAGAUGUAGAGGAUAAACUUUACAGCUUACCAAGCUACCUUGAGGCUUUGGCCAAUAUCAUCAGAGAGCUAGACCAUGUACCAGAAACCUAUGCCACAUCCAUUGAACGACUGAUGAUCAUCCUGGCUGAAAAUUUUCCCACAAUUCAUCAGAAGCAGCAUUUCAUGGCAGUGAAGUCCUUACUGUGGGUGCUGAUAACACUUAUGCCAAAAGGAGAAGUGUUUUCCCAAGUUCUGAGUGGAUUUGUGUACCAAAUGCUGAUCCGAACCUGCUCCCAUCCACCAGUGAUUGAAACAGAAGACAUGACAGAGAACAAUCAGUCAGAACAGAUGGGAAACAAGGUGACCUACAAGGACUUCAUUGAAAUGUGGGACACUCUCUUCAACAGCCCCAGGAUCAAGGAAUUCAGUGUAGCUGAUAUCAGUGUAGAAAUGAGACUGGCCCUCACAGAAGAGAUCUACAACAAACUGAUAGAAUCCUUACUGAAGAUGCUGGGCAAGCUAGACCUGACAUCACAGUCCAGCACUGAAGUCGCACAACAACAGGAAGGGACAAGUGCUGAUGACCCAGAGGAAGUGUCCAGUGACCCACUUCAUGGAAUACAACCCAGCAAACCCAAAGACUUCCAGAUCUUCAUAAACCUUGUAGAUUUUUGCAGGGAGGUCCUUCCAGAGAAGCAUUAUGGGAUGUUUGAGAAAUGGCUGUUUCUGUUUUGCCACACCCUGAUUCUUCAGUCUACGGAAAAGCCUUUGGUCAGUGGAUACUAUAAAUUGUUGGCUGUCUGUAUGAAGAUUGCAAAUAAACUGAAUUACUUUCAGGGUAUGGUCAGUCUUUCCCCUGUGAAGAAAGAAAUAAAAAUGGAGGUGGAUUCUGAUCAAAAGACAGACAUCCAUCAGAAGGCUACCUGUUUCCAGCUCAUUCAGAAAUUCACCAAGGAGGUCCUUGUUAGAAUGAAGCAGUACAAAGAUGACCUGCUGGCUGCCUGUCUGACCUUUAUCUUAACCCUACCCAAAGAAAUUGUCUCAGAGCAAAUGUCCAGUGUGGUACCAGCUAUACAGUUGACAUUGUCGAUAGGUCUGGGUUAUCUGCCCCUAGCUAUGAUUGCGUUAGAUGCCCUGAACUACUGGUCAGACACCCUGCCCCCCUCUGUUAUACAACAGUACUACCCUCAGAUUUUGCCAUGUCUGAACAGCUACCUCAAAACUGUGGAUCAGGGAGCUGAUGAUGUGAGUGUCAAUACUAUGGAAAUGGGGAAAGGAAAAAGUGGGAAAGGUAGAAAGAAAUUGUCUGUAAGAAUCGUCAAAGGACCCAAGACUGAAACCAAACAGGUUUUUCAGACUCAGUUGGCAGAAGUGAAACAGAGGGUGAUGAAUUACUUAGGGAGACUGGGGGGAGAGGUGAAUCAUGCCCUCCUGUCAGGGAGUGAUGUUUGUGAGGAGGCCAUCUCAUGGGACACAGAACAGCAUCUCAGAUUUGAUGUGCCGUUUAUUGACAUGAAGCCUCAGAUAUAUUUUGAUCCAUUUCUGCCUCGUAUUGUGGAGCUGGCCACUAAAUCAGGAGACAGACAGACAAAGGUAGCGGCCUGUGAACUGCUUCACUCCCUUAUACUGCUCAGUGUGGGGCGCAGCGCUACAACUCCGGGCAGGGAGCGAUUCUCAAUGGCCCCCAUCUACAAAAAAAUGUUUCCCAGCAUCCUCCAGUUGGCUUGUGAUGUAGAUUUGGUGACCAAACAGUUGUAUGAGCCAUUGCUGAUGCAGCUAAUCCACUGGUUUACAAAGAACAACAAAGCAGAGAGCGAGGAAUCUAUGGCAUUACUGGAUGCCAUCUAUGAUGGUAUUAUUCAGCCAAAUGACACAGCUUUGAGGGAUUUUUGUGCAGUCUGUCUGAGAGAGUUCCUGAAGUGGUCCAUCAAACAAUCUAAAAAUGUUGAAAAGAGUCCCAUCAAUGCUAAGUCCCUGCUGAAGAGGUUAUACAGUUAUGCACUUCAUCCUGGAGCCUUCAAGAGAUUGGGAGCAGCCCUGGCAUUUAAUAACAUCUACACAGUGUUCAGAGAGGACAAUGCCAUGGUGAACUUAUACACUUUCCAAGUAUUGGUACAUUUUGUAGAGAGUUUGGCCAUUGCUCAUGAGGAUGAAUUAUCAUUGGGCACACAGACACAGUGUAAGCUGGUCUUAGAACACAUGGAGAGGAUCAUGAAAGUGAAAGCUGCUGUUCUAAGCAAGGAAGAUAAAAACAGAACUGAGCCCAAACAGUGGAGUGUCCGUAAGUUAGACAUUGCCGUCCGCUGGCUGAUGAGACAGUGCGGUCGCCCCCAGACAGAAUGUAGACAUGCCUGUAUGAAGCUGGUUCAUCAGUUAGCUCCCUGUAUUACAGGUAUCAAGUCAACCAAAGACUAUUUCCAGACAUUUUAUAAGAGUGAAAAGGCAGCUUAUUUUAUAAUAAGAUUUGAGGGUAAGCAGCAGAAGUACGGCUUGUUGUCCUGUCCUGAGAUGACCGCUAUUGAUUCCUCAUUCUCCAUACAGAAUGCCGUGUCCUGGUUUGACCAUUAUUUGGCCGCUCUAGACUGCUACAUCUGGACAUUUGGAGAACAGCUGCUCACCCCUGAUGAUAUUUUCCAAGGUGAUGGACAGAAACAGAGCAGGCUGUUCCAGGCCAUGCAGCACUUCUUGGGUAAGGUUGUGAUGAAGGACGUAGAGGAAGUAGCUGGGAUGUUUCCACACGAACCACUGACUGAUGUCUACACUCCUAAAGAAAAGGAUGAAUACAACAGGACUAAAUGUACAGCCGUGGUGAGGACACUGGAUUUCUUCUGUAUCUUAGUGGCCAGAAGUCCUUCCAUAAAGAAGUUGCUGCCCCCUGGAGUACUGGGUGAGGACCUGUGGUACCUGAUCUGUAUGUGUGUUGUCCAUCCUUCAGUGGUGGGGUUCAACCUAGGGGAUGUGGAGAUCAUCAAAAAUCUACCUACAGAGAUGGAAAACUUGCUAAAAGUAUUCAGUGCAAAGCUGCCAGGAGACAUCUUGACAGAGAUGUGCAAACAGAUUGGAUCCCUGCUGCAAGGAGACAGAGACUUGUUAGGCUUGCUGAGUAGAUCUCUGGAUGAUCCCUCUACAGAUCAUGUGUUCCUACAACAGUUAGUGUCAGGCUACCAGCUUCUACACACUGUGGGAUUGCUGAGUAAAAUCCUCAAAGGGACAUCACUACCAAAUCUGGCCAACUCUCUAUUUGAUUUUGUCCACAAGAGUUUGAUUUGUGUGGAGGGAGGAACCAAACAAUCAGUGACCCUGUCCCCCACAGCACAUGUCACGGCCACCAGGUUACUGGAGCUCUCCUUCUGUCUGGGGGUGCAGAUUAAGAAGGUUAUUUCUGGGAUCCUCGACCAGUCCAUGGUAGAGGGGACAGCUAAGGGUUUCUCUCAGAGUCACGGAGAGCUCCUGUUUACAGCUUUCAAAUCUACGAUGUCAGUACAUUUGGCCAAAGUUAUGAGUGAGACAGUUCCUGUUCUUUGUGAGCAUGCUCAGAAGCAGAGUUACCGAGUGAUGAGUAUCAUGGUUACCGUUGUUGACACUGUAUCCAAGGACAAAAACCUCAGAAAACAGAUUGGUCCAAAUGUCGUUACAUCUGUGGUCAAGCAUUGGAAAUCUAUCUCUGUCUGGUGCUUAGCAACCACCGAUUUACACAGUAUGGCCAUGUUACUACUCACCAAACUGGUGCUCCUGGACAGCAAGGUGGUAACUGACACCGGUAGUAAACACUUUGAAGAAGUAUUUGACACCUAUCUCAAGAUGUUAACAGAAACCAAAACAACUUUAUCUGUUAAGUGCAGAAUGCUAGAACUUUUGCCAUUUUUUGCCAUACUACAAGAACCACACUUGAAAAAACUGAAGCAAAGCUUGAACAGACUUGUGGCAGACCAUUUUCCAGUGAAGAGCACCGAUCUCCCAGAAUCCAGUCCUCAGUUCAAAGACUACAUUGCUGCAGUAGACAGGUUGCUGACCAGUCUGGAGUUGUCAGGGAGUGAGAUGUUGUUGGAACUCCUGAUCAGCAUCUUCUGUAGAGAAACCAAACAUGUGCACGAGACAAGGAUACAGGAAUCCAUCAACAGGUUCACAAAAAGGUUACCAGCAGCCAAGCAGAAGUCUGCCGUGGACGUGGCCUAUAAUAUUUUUUGUCAGGAGAAGCGGUACCCUGCAGAAGUUAGGAGGAUCACUAUAGAGAAGGUGGCCCUCCCGCUACUGAGACUGGUCCACAAGUCCGCCCUGAUCGAGUUCUUCACUGACCACAUGAAUGACCUCAGAGCAGCAGUAGAAGCUAAACUUUCCAAGGGCCCUGGGCCGGAGAACCAGUUAACAUCCAAACUCUGCAGUUUUCAGCUGCUGGAAUUAAUGUACGGUCGACUGAGUAAGGAGGAGGUGUUUGGUAAAAGCUCAGCUUUAAACAAGAAAUUCUGUGAUGUGAGGUGUGAAUCGGUGGAUACAGGCAAAGAAAUGACUCAAAUCAUAAUGAAGACAGCACAUGCAGCUAAGGGUGAGGAUGAGGGGGAGACUAGCUGUACAGAACUGAGGAGACAGUACCACUGUGCUGCCUAUAAUCUGCUGAUAGCCAUACUCUCCAGUACACAGAAUGAAGCCAAGUUCUACACCGCAUUCCUCUUCAAGGAGGACGAGGCCAAGGGACAGUUUGUUUAUGACAACUUGGUUGACAAGGAAAAAUCCUAUGAAUUUACAUCAGAACUGAAGGCACCUUUGUCUAGAAAGAAGCAGUAUGUAUCCAUAAGGAAUGAAGUGAAGGAUAGUGAACUACAGAAUGGGGAGGCAGAGGGAGGGACCAGCUCCUCCCUUCAUUUGGCCUCUCAGUACCUGGCAGACAGCAGUCUGAGUGAAGACCUCAACCAGUAUGACUUCACAGCUACACCCCAGAUGUCAGAAGGAUCACAGAAGGAAAAAGUGCUGACUGUUCGUAAAUCUAGCUACACUGAUGAAGAGGAUGAUUCUGACACUAAGGUGAUGGUAGAAGAGGACUAUGUGGAGCUGGAGAUGGAUGACCUCAAUCAACACGAGUGUAUGGCCACCAUGAUAGCUCUCCUCAAACAUAUGCAGAGGGCCAAGAUCAUCCCACUGGUGGAGUCGGGUGUGGUACCAGAACUACCAGCCUGGAUGAAAUGUCUUAAUGAUAAAUUGAAGAAUCCAAGGACCCACAUUAACAUCAAAUAUUUCAUUGCCAAACUCAUCAUUAAUACUGCUGAGAUAUUCCGCCCCUAUGCCAGAGACUGGAUCCGCCCGCUGACACAACUAAUCAUCAGUGGCCCCUUCACCAGCCUUAACUACUUUGUUAUAGAUAUAAUAGUCACCAUAAUGUCCUGGCAUCAAGUAGCCAUUCCACAGGACACAGUUGAGGACCGUGCCAUGUCCAGUCGUCUGGUAGAGUUUGUGAUGGGCUACGUGUAUAACGAUACCAGACCUGUGUACCGUAAUAACCUAGAGCUGCUGAAGACCCUACUACAGGUGUGGAAGGACCGUGUGGAGGUACCUUACAG
Saccostrea cuccullata (small rock oyster) is the source of this 6347-nucleotide messenger RNA. Its product is annotated as DNA-dependent protein kinase catalytic subunit-like. Gene Ontology annotation, cellular component: nucleus. The record is from RefSeq and is a predicted model, not a curated record. Gene Ontology annotation, biological process: double-strand break repair via nonhomologous end joining. NCBI's taxonomy places the organism in Eukaryota, Metazoa, Mollusca, Bivalvia, Ostreida, Ostreidae.